GCGAGUCCCCCCGCCCCCGCCGAAAAAUAAGCAAAAGGGGAGAAAAGAGAAAGAGCCAGCGAGUGUGCGAACUAUACCUUACCUUAGUGUGCAUGUUUUUUAGCCAACGCACCGUCGUGCGAUGGUGUCUGGUGAUGGCUAUCAGUCCGGAGCUCCGGAGUAUACUUACUAUAGGCUUACCUAAUUCCAGCAAGUUAAUCUGUGACGACUAGAUCAUCAUCAUCGAGAAUAAUAGAUAGGUACUUCCGGAGUUGUUUUGUGUUGUAAUAUGUGCUCAUUAAAUGCAGUUAGGAAUUUUAAGAAAAAGAAAGAAGCAGCAGUUGCACCAAGAUGCAGUUGUCCGUGUAGUAGUAGUAGCACUGCAAGUUGUACUUUACUCGUAAUAAAAAGGAAGAAGAGCAGCUGCGCCUGGUGUACUUAUGCGAAUAGUUGUUGUCUGCAGUACUUAGGCGAAGGUGGUGGUAACUCUCUGGCUCUCUGGACCCGGGGAGGAAAAAAAUGGUGAGCCGUGCAGCGAGCUGUUUCUCGAGCUUCAUUCAGCCCGAGAAGAAGAGGAAAAGAAAAACGCUUGUGGAAAAGGUUGCGCUUCUCGAGAGCACGAACCAUGAUAGAUUCAGCGGACGAUGUUAACACUUUGGUGAAUGUACGUGCACAAGUUAUGACCAGAGAUGAUACUACAGGGGGCUGGCUGCCGUUCAAGGGAGGAGGUUUAAUCAAUGUCUCUGUUAUAAGAAGACCAAAUGUUCAUACAAAUCUAGUUCAAGACACUAAUGGUAACCAGGACAAUGGGGUGUCUGAAAGUUCUCCAUCAACUGGUUACAGACCAGCAAAUGAAUAUAUUAUUUAUGGGCGUAGAGCUGCAGAUAAUCAUGAUAUUCUCAAUUGCUUAAUCGAGAAAAACUUUGUGUAUAACAAAGUAAUGCCCACUUUUCAUCACUGGCACACAGGAGAGUAUAGAUAUGGACUGACUUUUCAAACGGCUGCCGACGCUCGUGCAUUUGACAAAGGAGUUCGGAUGGCGAUUGAAGAAUUGUUUGACGGAUUUGCGGAUCAAACGUUAUUAUCGGAUGAAAAUAAUCAAGCAGAUGGUGGUGAAGAGGAUGUUUUUAUGUCGCUCAAUUUACCGGGGGAGCCUCCAGAGCCUCUACGACCGUCACCUGCUGCAGUGUUAACAUCCUCGGCAAUAACGCCAACGUCUACCGAUAUAACGUCUUUACGUAACGCUGGUUUAACUGUAAAAAAUCGCUCCCAGUGUUCGGACCACUUUGAUCCCCAAAAACCUUCGGCUAACUACAACAGUCACCCCAACAAUGGACCGUCGAUUAUUAAGAUGCCACCGCCGCAUCUGUUACAAUCGGCAGAUCUUGCUUCGGACAAUUAUCCGUACGUGCAGCUGACGACCCUUAAUCACGAGUACCUGUAUCCAGUGAUAGAUGAGCAGCAUCAGCAACAACAGCGAGUUACUAAAGUGAAUCGCAGUAACUCGGCUGGCUCGCUGAAAAAGCCUGACAUUAUAGUGUCUCAGCCUACAAAAGGUGUAGAAGGCCUAGCGAUAAAAGGUGGCAGAGAGAAUCUCAGGUUGCGAUGUAAGCAUUGUCAAGAACUCUUUAUGGAGCAAAAUAAUCCACGAGGCGCUUGCGAAUACGCGCCAGAUCCAGUGAGAACUGGCAUUGCCCAAGUAUCUUGUUUGACCUGUGCACACUGCAUGCUAUAUCAUUGUAUGAGCGAUGCUGAGGGUGAAUUCGCUCAGAACCCUUGCAGUUGCAGUGCAGAAGAGGGCUGCGGUCGGCGUUGGUUCGGCCUGGCCUUGCUGUCAAUGAUCGUUCCCUGCCUCUGGAUGUACCCUCCGUUAAGGGCGCUCCACUGGUGCGGAAUGUCGUGCGGGAUUUGCGGAGGGAGGCAUCGAGCGGCUGAUUAGCCGGACGCACCCUUUGAUAUCUCUGCAUCAUUCUCCACCACGGCGGCCACCAAGACUACGGACAAGAUCGAGCUGACAGAACGUCGCAACAGUGCGCGCCGCGUCUCCAACGUCUAUGAGUGUCACGACCUCGGUAUAGGAGGAAGAUGCCAGAGAUACCAAAGGGGUAGGCAGCUACCGGUACACGCUCUCAUUCAUCAAUGUCAUCUCUAAAAGAACAAUUAUAUAUAGAAAGAAAGAGAAAGAUGGAGGACCGAUCAUAUAUGGUGUACAUACGCAUAAAAACGUCUUUCGAAUCCUUGUGCCACAUAUGCACAACCUACCCCCUUCUUUGCAUAUGUUUCUGUACAUUCAACAUGUGCAUACAUUUAGUCAAUGAUUGGGUUCUCUUUUUGUAGUCUCGAUUUUAACUUAUUCCAAGCUUUUUUUUUAUUUUUUUUUAUUUAAUACCAGGAACAUCCUUUUACGUCAGGAGUACUAUGGUCUUCACUCGAUUGAUACGGUUAAACAAAUGCAUUAAUUAACGAAUAAUAAUCAUGUUAAUCUAUUAGUACAAACAUGCACACAUCGGUGACAAUUUAUUCGCUCAAAUUUGUUUAACAAACAUAACGUUUAAGUACCAUUGCGUUAAAUAAAAAAAAUUAUUCGCUGUACAAAAUACUUUGUGCACCUUAAAGAGUAAAGACUUGAUGAGCAUAUAUACAGUUUAAUGUCGGCUGAGUGAGAAUCCAAUGUGAUGAUGUUUGGAUAAUAACUUAUAUAAGUUGUUACAUGAACUAGGAAAAUUAAAUUAUGAUUUAAAACCAUGACCUAAAAUUAGUAGAAUCCACAUUGCUUUUCUUUGACUUAUUGGAUACUCGAGUAUUUCUAUUAACGUACAUGAUCCUCGUGAAUGAUAAACAGCUUUAACUACCAUCAAUGUAAUAUAUUUUUCGUAUAUAUGUGUAUAACCAUUAAAAAAAUUGAGGCUUUAGGCAAAGUUAAUUUUCAUGGAAUUUAAAACUUGUAAGAUACGGUAAAAAGCCCAUUCACGGGCAUUUUUUUCAAAUAUAUUAUUUGCAAAUACGUCGCUUGCAAUCAAUCAACCAUCUUUUGUACCAUUUGGAUACCAAAAUGAAUUGGAAAAUAUUAAAAAGUACUGAUAAAUUUCACCAUGCUCAUGAUUGCUCAGAUGCAAAUGUCAUUAAGUUACCCGCGUUUUAUGCUGGAACAAUCUAAUUAUAAAUAUAAAUAACACAUAUUUAACCUUCCCCCAUUAUUCUUGUUAAUCCAGUCUCUUAUAUCGUGUCUUACAAGCUUAAGAUUUCAUUGAGUUACCGCACUUCAAAAAUCAAAUUAAUAAAGUAUUGUGAUAUUACGCUGGCUCUGUAUCCAACUCGUCAGAGCUGUACACCAUUGCACUACUAGUAUUUACUCGAUUUGUGAGAAAAAGGAAUCUUUGCCUCUUCCCUGACUAUUCUUUGACCUUACUUUAUUCUAAUGAUCGCGCGAAUCCCUUAAAAUAAUUAUUUAAUAAUUAAAAAUGGUGAUUGUUACACAGUCACUUUUGUACAUAAGUGUUAUUUUAAUAUUGAUCAAAAUUAGUAUAGAAAUUCAGAAAACGUAUCAAUAAUUUUCAAAUAUACUAUGAAACACAUAGAUAAACAACUACGAUAAUUGAGUAAAUAUCAGUGGUAUCAAAGUUGUAUACUUAUAGUUAAAAAAAAAUUUGAGUGUUACAAAUCUAAAAAAAAAUUUUCUUUAGCACAUACCAUUUUAAUACACGAAAUCAGUAAAAAAAAAAAAAAUAUGUACAACUCGUGGAUGCAUUUAUCUGUGAAGCAAAAACAUAUUCCGUGUAUUUUGUAUAUUUUGUUAUAAAAAUAAGGGAAUGGUUAAUAUUGUCUAUAUAUCUUUGUAUUUAGAUAAAGCAAGAAAGACACUAUCUCAGUAGAAUCCGCCGUGGUGUUAACUAAUGAAACAAAAUCUUACCUCGAUAGAGAAAUACAAUGUUUACAUCCCAUAAGACGAGCGUUAUUAUAUAGUAAACAAGAAUAGAAGUUAUUUAUUGCAUGCAUGCGAUUUUUUAGUUAUGGUCUAUUAAUAGUAAAUAUUUUUUUAUAAUUAUUUUUCUAAACGAAAAUAUACCUAUAAUUUGAAAUAAAAUUUGUAAAUAAAGUAAAAAUAUUUCAUGGCUUCAUUUCUUUGAAUGGGAACUUUUUAAAUUACCUCCUAUUUCAGAAUAGAAUUCUGGACUUUGAAUAAUCGAGCUCAACUAAGUUUAUAGGAUACAUAUAAGUGUCAAUCUCUUAAAGAUUUUAAUUUUAUUGCUAUACUGGAGAUAAAAAAAAUGUCCACGUAAAUAUUAAAAUAGAAAUUUGAAAAAAAAAAAUGAAAUAAACAACAAAGCAACACUGUUCCUUUUGAGUAGGUAUACCAAAUUCAAGGAGUUUGAAUUUAUUAUUGUAAAUAUAUAAAAUAGUGUUAGUGACGUUUGAAUCGAUUCAAUGUUAUUGUUAAUCACCUAAUAUGUAUAAUCGACUCCAUACUACGGACGGUGAUGCGAAUAAUUUACAAUAAUAAUUAUUUUUUGCAGUUAAUAAAAUAUUUUUUUAACCAAAUGAUUGUCUAACAUGCAUUUAUGAUUGUUAAGCAAACCUAAAGUUUAUGUGCGUACAAAGAGUUAUAUAAAAGUUACAUGCAUUGUAAAAAGUGUGCAGGAAAAGAAGAAAGAAAUAUUUUUAAACAACGUGAUUCUAUCAUUGGGUCUAAAAUAAUAUGUAUGAAAAAAAUAUUGCAUUCUUAUAAAUAUAUAGUAUCAACAUUUUAAUGUAAAUAUCUUUUUUAUGCCAGGGCCCAUAUCUAAUUUUUACAUCUGAUCUGAUGGUUGUUAUUAUUUUGAACAAACAAGGCGUACAUGUAUUUUUCCUUUUUUCACUCCUAUGUUUUAGCAGACAUUGAAAAUAGUGAGUAUACUUGUAUUUUGUGCUUCUAAGUUAAGCUUUGUCGGUGGCAUCCUUUUCCUUUACAUGUAAAUAUUACAAUUAAACUAUAACAGUAUUUUUAUUUCAUAUGUUACGUCUCAUAAAACCUAAAAAGUACGCCUAACGUGUACUUUAUAAGCCAUUCAAAAGUACGAUGAGGUUCUUAGAAUAUUUAGGUACUUGCUUAAGGACAAAAAUUAAUAUGGAAGAACGACAACGAAUCGAUCCUAAAAAAUUUAAUAUUUCAUGAAUAAUAUAUGUUACUGCACGUUGUAUUAUCAAAAUUGCUUAUUUAAAUUGUUUACCUGUAUGAAAAAAAAGUUAGAUUUAUAAUUUCAUUGGAAAUAAAAUAAUUUUUAAUUGUGAAUAAAUAUACGUAGAAUAUAUCAAAUUAUACUAGAAAUCAUACAAUUUAUUUCACAAAAUUUUUGUACCAUUUUUACUGCUAAUAAUUGCAUUGCUUUUUGAAUCUCAAGUAAAGAAAUUAUGAUGUACACAUGGUAUGUACCAACUGUGCAUAAAUUUAAAAAUUCGUUCACUUAUAAGGCGCUCAAUUUUCAAAGGCUGAUUUUCUUAAUACCACGUCGUGCUCGUGAAUCUGCAUAUGAGUGAAACUUAUGAUUGUAUGGAACAUUUCGUAUCUAAUACAUAAUGAAGUUGUGAAUAGGGUAUGUAUCAGAGAUUAACAAUUGUAAAUAUA
Messenger RNA from Copidosoma floridanum, 5581 nucleotides. RefSeq names its product Sprouty-related protein with EVH-1 domain (gene Spred). Gene Ontology annotation, molecular function: protein kinase binding. NCBI's taxonomy places the organism in Eukaryota, Metazoa, Arthropoda, Insecta, Hymenoptera, Encyrtidae. Gene Ontology annotation, biological process: negative regulation of MAPK cascade; multicellular organism development. Gene Ontology annotation, cellular component: membrane. The record is from RefSeq and is a predicted model, not a curated record.